Messenger RNA from Solea solea (common sole), 6993 nucleotides. It is a transcript of the gene slc5a6a, whose product is annotated as solute carrier family 5 member 6a. The record is from RefSeq and is a predicted model, not a curated record. Lineage: Eukaryota; Metazoa; Chordata; Actinopteri; Pleuronectiformes; Soleidae. Gene Ontology annotation, molecular function: sodium-dependent multivitamin transmembrane transporter activity. Gene Ontology annotation, cellular component: membrane. Bases 600 to 2501 code for a protein of 633 amino acids. Gene Ontology annotation, biological process: pantothenate transmembrane transport; sodium ion transport; biotin transport. The transcript is spliced from 18 exons.
CCCAUGGACUGAACUAGGGCUCCAGGGACCAUCCUAAAAAGCCAAGUCCACCUUUGACCAUAUGGCCAGUUAAGUCUCCUCACACUGAUGUUUUAAUGAUCCAAAUGAGCGUUUCACUGGUAUCACUAUUGAUUCAGUGACACACAAACACAUCAGCAACAGGAACAGAGCGAGAGAGAGAGAGAGCGAUGCUGAUGCUGAUGCUGUGACCUUCGCGGCUGCGCUUUCAGCAGUGCGCGCUGGGAGAAAUGGAGGAUGCGUCCUUCGGGAAUCUUUCAUCGACCAUGUUUAUUUUUCUAAAACGGGAUCAAAUAUUAAAAAAAGAAAGAAAACAGGAUGAUAAACUGCUCACACACUGACUGACUUUGGACGUAAAUAAGCUCAGUGAUCAUGAUGGGAUUGGACUGAGUCUCUUACCUUUUAGAGAGCACACAAGCACUGAGCCUCCAGUGUGAGGUGGAGCGGCAGCAACAGCUUGAGCUCAGGCGUUUGUACCGGUCUCUCCUGGGUGCACUACCCUCUCUGACCGUGUGCCCUACUGCAGAGGCAGUGCGUCCUACAGCUUUCACCGCACCGACCCUCCGCACUCUAGGGUCAUCAUGGGGGAGGUGGCCCUGAUGCAGUUCUCCACGGUGGAUUACGUCAUCUUCGCCGUGCUGCUGGUGGCCUCGGCUGGCAUCGGCCUCUUCUAUGCCUUCUCUGGUGGUCGCCAACGCACAACACAGGAGUUCCUGAUGGCUGACCGCUCCAUGAGCUGCCUGCCUGUGUCUCUGUCUCUGCUGGCCACGUUCCAGUCGGCCGUGGCCAUCCUGGGCGCUCCAUCUGAGGUGUACACCCAUGGAACGCAGUACUGGUUCCUGGGCUGCUCCUACUUCUUGGGCCUCCUCAUCCCCGCUCAUAUUUUCAUCCCAGUCUUCUACAGGCUGGGGCUGUCCAGUGCCUACGAGUAUCUGGAGCUGCGCUUUAACAAGACGGUUCGCAUAUGUGGGACUGCAACGUUCAUCUUUCAGAUGGUCAUUUACAUGGGGGUUGUCCUUUAUGCUCCAGCCUUAGCACUCAAUGCAGUGACAGGCUUUGACCUGUGGGGGGCAGUGCUUUCCAUGGGAUUAGUGUGCACUUUAUAUACAGCUCUGGGAGGCUUGAAAGCUGUGAUCUGGACAGAUGUGUUCCAGACAGUGGUGAUGUUUGUAGGCCAGCUGGCGGUCAUCGUGGUGGGGACCAUUCAGGCGGGGGGAAUCGGAGAGGUGUGGAGGAAAGCAGUCAACGGCAGUCGUAUUUCUGGACUGGACCUGAACCCAGACCCUCUGGAGCGUCACACCUUCUGGACUCUGGGCGUGGGGGGAAUCUUCCUGAUGCUGGCUCUGUACGGUGUGAACCAGGCCCAGGUCCAGAGAUAUCUCAGUUCACGCACAGAGAAGGAAGCCAUCAUAUCCUGCUAUGUUGUUUUCCCCUGCCAGCAGAUCGUCCUGUGUUUAGGUUGUCUGAUGGGUCUCGUCAUGUUUGCUCGCUACGGUGAAGACAGUCCUCUGGUCAAGGGCUAUGUCCAAAGUAAUGACCAGAUGGUGCUGUACUUUGUGAUGGACGUGUUCAGGGACCUUCCUGGUCUCCCAGGCCUGUUUGUAGCUUGUCUCUUCAGUGGAGCUCUCAGCACCAUCUCGUCAGCCUUCAACUCCCUAGCAACAGUAACUAUGGAGGACCUGAUUAAACCUCAUUUUCCCAAUAUGACUGAAGCUAAAGCCACGAUGUUAUCCAAAGGACUUGCUUUGGCCUAUGGCCUGGUGUGUCUGGCAAUGGCCUACCUCGCCUCUCUAAUGGGAUCUGUGCUGCAGGCAGCCCUCAGUAUCUUCGGCAUGGUGGGUGGCCCCCUGCUGGGCCUCUUCUGUUUAGGAUUGUUCUUCCCGUGGGCAAACCCUAUCGGUGCAGUGGUUGGUUUAGCAGCAGGUCUCAUCAUGGCCUUCUGGAUCGGCAUUGGCAGUUAUGUGAUGCGCAUGUCUGGUCCCGCUCUACCACCUCUUAACACCACUGCUCUGCCUCCGUUUGAUAACAUGACCACUACUGUUAUGACGGCACUGGUCAGCGCCACCACCUCCACGAUCACUGCCAAGCCAAGGCCGACAGGUGUGGAAGCACUUUACUCACUGUCCUACAUGUGGUACAGUGCUCAUAACUCCACAACUGUGGUGGUGGUGGGACUAAUAGUCAGCUUGCUCACAGGACCUAUGAAGGAGAAGGACCUGACUCCAGGAACAGUGUUUCCAGUCCUGGGCACGCUGCUCUUCUUCCUGCCCGAGCGCUACAAAGAGAAGCUCUGCUGCGUCACUCCUCUGGCUCGGAAGCCCAAAGAAUCCAAGAUGCAGGCGUUAAACGUGGCCAGUAAAGAAGGCAACGGAGCAUCUUACUACAAAGACGAGGCCGAGAGCGACCGAGCACAGACCGAGGACGUAGAAGCUCUGUCCCAAUACCAGCCGGCAACUCACACGGUCCAGGAGACGUCCUUAUGAUCUUUUGGGUUGUUUUUUUUUUUUUUGGUUAUGAAUAGCACGCGUACACAUCGUCAAUGUCUGUGGUUGUCAGUUUUUGUUCUUUGAGAGGAGCCACAAAGACAGGUCAUAGAUGUGAAGUGUAAUGAGUAAUUAUUAAGUGUUUGGUGUUUUACACUGACACAGUCGUUUGAAUCUUACUACAGAAAAGCCUUAUGGACACUUUAGUAUUUGUGAGUGGGAGUUUUUGUUUAUGUACCCACUUUUGUCCUCAAACAAAGAUAACUGGAAAAAAAAAGCACUAUUUUGACUGAAAAUGUGCAAAAGAGGAAGCACCUGCCUGUGCUGAGUCACAGACUCUGGGUCUGUCCACAUGUGUGCAGAUGUUGUGUGGGGGUUUGAAGUUGGAGACUGGGCAGCUUUACGUGCACAAGGAGCUGGAGAAAAACAUUCAGGUAGUCAUGAGUUGUUAAAAAAAUGAUUCUUUUUAUUUUUGUAGAGAAGAUAGAGCCAUGAAAUCUAAGGAUAUAUUAUGAAGAGAAGGACAGAGUUUCAUGUCUGUGUCACUGUGAUGGUGUAGUGUCUUUAUACGGCCUUGGUUUAAUACUUAGAAUCGCCUUUUUGCUGCUGCUCCAGCCGUCCAGUGAUCGGGAGCCACGCAAACCAAGUGUUUGUGUGUGUUGAGAUGAGCAAACGUGAUGUUUCAGUGUUUGCAGUACACUAAAAUCAUGGGUCUCUUUAUAGCCAGUAUUGACGAGAGGAGGAAUUACACUGAAUUACACAGAAUUACACUGAAUUACACUAAAUUACACUAAAUCCAGUGGAUCUGUUGAAACGUAAUACAUGAUGUAUAUUUGUGUCUCCCUCCUCUGAGGCUAACUCCACCCAAUGCCUGAAAAAUGCCAAGAAGUGGGCAGAGAGCUGAGGGGGGGGGAGCAGUGCAGGAGGCGUGGCCUUGUAGUGGUUCCUGACACUGAGUUGCAGCCUCUAAAUCGUCUAAAUCUGACCGAAUAUUCAUGUGAGCAUCAGAUAUCGAUUCAUCUGUCGAUUGCUUGAUAAAUCAGUGGUUUGCUCCGCAACGUGGCAGAAUUUUAUUUAUUUUUAUUUUUUAAAUGAAGAUCAGUGUUUGAUAAACCUCAAAAAUAAUGAUGCUCUCAAAUGUCUUUAUGUCCACAAACCAAAGUGAAUCAGACUUAAUUAUUUCUUUAUUUGGCGCAAAGAAACCAGGGAACAGUUGAUUUAAUAGAUAGUUGAUAAUUAAUGAAUCGUUUGUUCAUAGUCAUGAACUUACUGCUUCAUGUGUCUGUAGAAAUAUCGACUUAAGCAGCUGUCACUUUCAUAACAUACUAACCUUUAGAUAAAUGGUUAACAUUGCACUUCCUGUGACAACUUCAAAAUAAAAGUGCUUUUAUUUAUUAGUAAUGGAAUACGCUCCACGGCGCUCUGCACAUACUGAGAGUCAUCUUCUGUUUAGUGUGAUCCGUCACUGGUCCUGAUGCUGCUUUUAUUCAGUUUUGGUGGUGGUAUGUUUGUUUGUUGCUGGUCUGGGGGUCAGAUCUGACCCUGGGGUCAUAGGUCACCCCUGUGUGCUGUAGAGCUUCCAGCACGUGUAUCAUGUCUACCUGACUUUACUCGUCUGUAGUGACGUAGUCUUUGAAACACUAGUGCACGUCUGUCUCUGUUGUUUAAGGAUGUCGGCGUCAUGUGACGCAGUUCAUUUCACAUUUAGUUUUUGUGACCGUUUUUUUGUAAUCGCAGAAUUCUUGGCCAUCUCCAUUUUGGCAUUUUCACUCAUUCAUUGUUGUGUGUGUGAUCUUGACAGUGGACUCCAUGUCAAGACACCGUGUUGUGAAGUGAGUUCAUGUGUAAUGUGUUUGGAGAUGCCGCAUCUCUCUAGCCUUAUACUUUCCUUCUGUGUGUCCGAGUUGCAGUUGAAACAUUAACAGACAGUUCAGGUAACAGUGGACCUCAUUCAUUCAUUCAUUCAUUCAUUUACUUUUCCCUUUAAAACAGUGUACGGUAGCUGUGAUGUUAGGACACAGAUCACAGCGGUGCUGCAGCUGCUCAGUGGCCACACGGACAGUUGCUGUUGUCUCUCCUCUCAUUUCUCACCCAGUUUAUUGUCUUUAUCCAAAAUGGAUUAGAAAUUUAAAAAAAAUAAGAAAUCAUUUAUAUAUUUUUCUUUAAUAAUAGGAAAGUUCUUGGAAAUAAAACUUAACAUCAAAUUCAUGGAGUGUUCUAAAAGGCCAUAAUACUUUGUAAAUACAAAAUGUAAUUUAUUUUUUUAUCAUUUGACACGUAGUAUUAUUCAAAUUUAAAUUUGAUAACACAAGUGACUCAUGUCUAUCGUCAAAUCUUCUCAUAUUCUUGAAUGUUAUAGCUGCAAUGAAACAUUAUUCUCUUCAUCAAUGAAUCUGUUAUUUUCACAAUUAAUUGAUCAGUCAAAUGUCUACAAAGCAACGAUAUUUAAUUUACUGCCAUGUUCACAUGAACAAAGUUGAAACCACAGAACUCCAUAGAGUUAAGUUUAAUUGAAUAUUAAAGUAUUAAUCCAUUAGUUAAUGAAUUUUUCCAAUAUUUGAUGGGAUUUUUCGUUGAAUCUUCUAAAUCCUAGCGCAUGAGAGCUAGUAAACGUAAUGCAGGAUUUACAGCAUGUUGAGCUGAGACGAGCAUCAAAAGGACUGAGUUUUUCUUUUGCCUUAAUCAUUUUUUUACUUAUCUAUUCAUGCAUAUAUCUGUAGAUACUGGUCCGUCCUCCUGGAGUUUGCACUCGCACAGCUCUUGUAGAUCCUCUGACAGAUCUUUUGUUAUUAUGUAAUGAGUAAAGGGUUAAUACAGAACUGGGAGUGAUGAUGAUGAUGAUGAUGAAGGAAGCUGUGGAAACUGAGCAGGCAAAGCACCACUGUAGUUUUCAUUGGUCAACAGCAGGGGGAGACAACACAUCAUGUCAGUGACCAUUUUGUAUUAUAGUUUAAUCCAAUUAUGAAUCGUCACAUAAACACUUUUUAUAAAAAGAAUAAAUCGUUAGUUCUUCACCCAACAAAUCCCAGAGAAGAAAACACUAUAUAUUGAUCGGUGUAUUUUACAGAGAUUAUAGAGAUUUAUUUUACAGAGUUUUAUCAUGAGAGCACUUGUUGAAUGAGGUCCACUCUUUUUACAGAAACCCCAGUUGAGCACAGUCCCAUUACAGACACUUAGAAAUACCUCAGUGUAUCCCAAAGCAUAUAGAAAUAUGAAUUUCUUUAUUUUUAAACCAACAGGUUUUGUAUUUAAGAUCUCAUUUGUAUAUUUUUGUAACUUCACACAAAGCCUGCAGACAUUUCCUAAGACUGAAAUGUUGAAUUCUAUAUGCAAGAGCCGUGAAAUGUUUGUUUUGAUGGUGAAUGUCGGGGAGAAUUGGGAAUGUAACGGUCGAACUGCAGCAACCGUAUACAGCGCGUGUACAUUCAGGGGCGGAGCCACCACUUAUGACGUCACACAUCAGAGUCAGAAUUCCUCAUUUGAAGCCUUAAAAAUUAUCAUCUCUUUUCAUAAUUUACAAAAUGAACACUGUGUUGCAUUGAAGAAAACCCAUAACUCGUGUUUAAGACAAUGAACUCAGAAAAAUGUAAAGUAUAAAUCAAAUGAGAAGUAAACGUAAAAUCUUCUUUAUUCAAUGUAUACUUACUAGGGUUGCAAUGGGCAGUACAUUUCCAGAAACUUUCCAUGGGAACUUUAUUUUGAUUCGAUUUAAAUAAUAAAUAAGUCAAUUAUGCAGUUUAAUUUGAGUAGAACCUUUGAUGUAGGGCUCCCCAAUUUUGCCUAGGACCCCCAAACUCCCUUGAAACGCCCCUGCGUAUUGUAUAUAACUGCAGUGUCUUCAUCACACAGCAGGUGUGUUUGUGCGUUACAUUCCAAAUUCUAACUCAAAAAUUCACAUUUAUUCAAAAAAACAUUCAAUGGUUCCGAGUUUGUCCUUUUGGUUUUCUUACAGUUUUUUAAAUUCCAUGGUUGUGAUUAUUAUUUUCUACUUAUGAUUGCAUCAUGUGGAAUUCUCCUUCAUACCUGAAAUUACUUGAAGUGUGAGCGUGAGAUGUCAACAACAACAAUAAUAAUAAUAAUAAUAAUAACGCUAAGGCGCAAUCAUAAACUAGGUGAGGGUGCUGUGAUAUGAGUUGAAAAAUAAAUGCUAUAAAAGAAACAUGUUGAUUUUUAAUAUAGUCAUAUAAAGCACAAGCAGGUCAGAGUCUGACUGAAGACUCACACGUGGCCUUUCUUUCUUUUUCUUUUCUUCUUCUUCUUCUUAUUGUGCGUUGCAGACCGACUCACUGUAACAGCCGAGAGAGAAAAAGCAGGGAAACACUGUCACAGUAAUUUCCAGCAACAAUAAAUAUUGUUUCUAAUUUCCUAAACAAUAUUUAUUCUGAUUGUUUUCCACACCCACAAGAAUUCUUACUGUUUUGCAUUCCAAUAAAACAAUAACUCCAUAAGCACUGAAGCCAGGACGGCUGCUCUGCUUCGGCCUGUGCCUUCA